CUGUCCUGCGACGCACGCUGAUGAAGUAACCAUUUAAACGAUUCAGAUGUGUUGAUUUUCUGAAUUUCAAUCAAGAAGCGUUUUUAUUUGGGUUUCUGGUUGUCUAAGAUAUUUUUUUUGCCCGAUAAUGGCUUUGGAGACAGUACCGAAGGAUCUCCGUCACUUACGGGCUUGUCUCCUGUGUUCUCUGGUUAAGACAAUCGAUCAGUUUGAGUACGACGGCUGUGACAACUGCGAAGCGUACCUCCAGAUGAAAGGAAACCGAGAAAUGGUUUACGACUGCACCAGUUCUUCCUUCGAUGGGGUCAUUGCAAUGAUGAGUCCGGAAGAUAGUUGGGUUUCUAAAUGGCAAAGAAUCAGUAAUUUCAAACCAGGUGUCUAUGCAGUGACAGUCACAGGACGGUUACCUCCAGGUAUUGUGAGAGAGUUGAAAAGCAGAGGCGUCAAUUACAAAUCCAGAGAUACAGCCAUCAAGUCCUAGCAGAAGCAAUGUUAAACCUGUAUUCAGACAGGCCACAAUUAAGCUUCUUACUUACAGACUCUAAAACACCAUUCCUAUCAUAGCAGCUAUGAGUUAAAUACACAUGCUUUUUUUUUUUAAUGGACUUCCACUAGUUGAGAAGAAUGUCUGUUUGGGUUUUGAACUUGAUUUGUAGAAAAGCAAUGGUUUGUGUGACCUUCAAAUCUAAGUACAUUUACUUUUGCAUGAAUCAAAUAAAGAUUUUUCUGGGUUAUUUAACCUAAA
This is a messenger RNA of Polyodon spathula (Mississippi paddlefish), 745 nucleotides long. RefSeq names its product SPT4 homolog, DSIF elongation factor subunit (gene supt4h1). Gene Ontology annotation, biological process: chromatin organization; positive regulation of DNA-templated transcription, elongation; mRNA processing. The transcript has 5 exons. Lineage: Eukaryota; Metazoa; Chordata; Actinopteri; Acipenseriformes; Polyodontidae. Bases 128 to 481 code for a protein of 117 amino acids. The record is from RefSeq and is a predicted model, not a curated record. Gene Ontology annotation, cellular component: nucleus; DSIF complex. Gene Ontology annotation, molecular function: zinc ion binding; RNA polymerase II complex binding.